Messenger RNA from Amphibalanus amphitrite, 2022 nucleotides. RefSeq names its product 5'-nucleotidase domain-containing protein 3-like. The transcript is spliced from 10 exons. Lineage: Eukaryota; Metazoa; Arthropoda; Thecostraca; Balanomorpha; Balanidae. The record is from RefSeq and is a predicted model, not a curated record. Gene Ontology annotation, molecular function: 5'-nucleotidase activity. Bases 210 to 1730 code for a protein of 506 amino acids.
GCAUGAAUUGUAAUUCAAAUUGAACCUAAGUGUAGUGAUUAAAUUAUAAAGGUUCUCUGCUCGUUAACAUUUUUGUUAUUCAAUGUGCUCAAUAAGAGUCACUGACGUUUGAUUUGCCAAAAACUGAAGUUGAAGAGCUUUUGGGCUUUGGCAAUUCCGCUGGUCGUGUUGUGUCUCUCAGCUCAUUUCAUUUAUCUGACAUCUUCCAAAUGAAUAUUGUUUAUAAGUACAGUCGUCUCGGCCGCUUAGGAGUGAUAACAUCCUUCCAGUCCUACGAUGCUCAAAGACACCUUUCUGUGAAAAGCCACAGAAAUCUCCUGGAGGCUUAUGAAUCCGCAAAGAGACUUUGCUUUUCAAAGAAGCCACCUCCUGAUGUCAAUCCAAGAGCAGUGUUUGCUAACAAUGAAAUCCAUCUGAGAAAUGUCAGCAUUUAUGGCUUUGAUUAUGACUACACUCUUGCUCACUAUAAGCCCUCAAUGCACCAUCUGAUCUAUGACCUAGGGAAGAAAGCUCUUGUGGAAAAAUUCAAGUAUCCCAAGGACAUAGAAAAUCUCCGUUAUUUGCCGGAUUUCGCCGUGCGCGGCCUACACUAUGACAUUCACAAGGGCCUUCUCAUCAAGGUGGAUUCCUUCAACCAGAUUCAGCUGGGAUCGGUGUACAGGGGUCUGUCCAAGGUGUCCGAUGCAGAGGUCAUGGAGCUGUACGGCUCGACGGUGCUUCCCAUCAACUACAUCGAGCCGCCGCCGGGCAGACCGGAGGCGCGGAUGGUUCAGCUGGCUGACCUGUUCUCGCUGCCCGAGAUGUGUCUCAUGUGCCAGGUCACCGACCUCUUCAUCCAGCAGAACAUUGACUUCCAGCCGGCCGUCCUCUUCACUGACGUUAGGAACGCCAUUGGCAGCAUCCACCCUCUGAUGCACGGGAUUGUGGGCCGCGACCCGGCCUACUACAUGGAGGAGAGCCCCGACCUGGUGCGCUACCUGGACCGACUGGUGCACCACGGCAGGAGGCUGUUCCUCGUCACCAACAGCCCGUUCGACUUUGUAAAUCGAGGCAUGAAUUUUCUGGUCGGGGAUGAUUGGAGGGAUCGCUUUGAUCUUGUGAUUGUCGAGGCAAAGAAACCAAAGUUUUUCACCCAGUGGUCGUCUCCGCUAAGGCGAUAUGAUCUGGAGACAAAGUCGAAGACUUGGAGCCAGGUUACCAAGAUUGAAAAGGGAGAAGUUUACUGUGAGGGUAACGUGCGUCAGCUGCAGCAGCUGACUGGCUGGGCGGGCGGGAACGUGCUGUAUUUCGGCGACCACCCCUACACUGAUCUGGCCGACGUGCGGCUCCACCACGGAUGGAGGACCGGCGCCAUUCUCUGGGAACUGGAUCACGAGAUCAGCAUCCUGAACCGUCCGGAGUACAAGGAGAACAGCAACUGGCUGCAACAGCUACAGCAGCUGAUUGAGGGCGAACAGAACGAGCUGCGCCGACCCGAGAACAGGGUCGUGCUGGAGCGGUGGGAGGCCGAGCGCGAUCAACUUAGACUGUACACCAAGACCAUCUUCAACCACCAGUUCGGCAGCCUGUUCCGUACGCACCACAACCCCAGCUACUUCUCCCGGCGGCUCUUCCACUUCUGCGACCUGUACACGUCGAGCAUCUCCAACCUGCUCGACCUCCACCCCUCGCAUGUGUUCUUCCCGCGGCGCGGCGCUCUGCCCCACGAGUACCGCUCCAUGUUCGUCUAGACGCCGCUGACGUCAUCAGCAGCCUCCGGUGACGUCACUGGUGGCCGUUGCGUGAGAACGACGCUCGGGAGAGGCAUGAGGAGGGUGUUGAAAACUACGUCACGAAAGAACUAACGGGUGGUCAGUAUGAAACUGGACAAAAUUUGAUUAAGCAUAGCAUCUCCAAUUAUGGACAGAUUUUAAUUAUUUUUGGCUGGUGAAUACUUCCAGUUAUUCUAUAUUACCAGCUCAGAUUUCAACUUUCUGCUAUUAACUAGUAAAAAACAUUGCGCCGGUAAGUCAGCAAGCGUUC